Molecule: messenger RNA, 4106 nt
Organism: Ictalurus punctatus (channel catfish)
Lineage: Eukaryota; Metazoa; Chordata; Actinopteri; Siluriformes; Ictaluridae
Gene: uba7
Product: ubiquitin-like modifier activating enzyme 7
Exons: 24
Coding region: 266-3313 (1015 amino acids)
Biological process (GO): DNA damage response; ubiquitin-dependent protein catabolic process; protein ubiquitination
Cellular component (GO): cytoplasm; nucleus
Molecular function (GO): ubiquitin activating enzyme activity
Source: RefSeq, a predicted model, not a curated record
CACGAGACUGGACCAUUUAAGGCAUUUUUGCUAAAUAAAUAACUAAAUAAAUAAAUAAAUAAACAAAUAAUCAUUCAAAAAUGAAAACCUAGGCUACCUAGUGAAAAGAUUUUACUGCAAAAAAAAAAAAAAAAAGGCUAACAGGAAGUAAUGCAACAUUUAAAAUUCCUGCUUACGUGAUGCUGCUGAAACGAAAGAGAAAAUAAGCGCUUGUUUGAAAUCAGCUCUUUCACUGAAAACACAACUGAGGAAAUCUUCCACAACCAUGGCGCAUAUUGACAUAGACGAGGGCUUAUAUUCACGGCAGCUGUAUGUCCUGGGCCAUGAUGCAAUGCGACAUAUGGGAGAGGCAAAUGUCCUUAUUUGUGGGAUGAAAGGUCUCGGGGUGGAGGUGGCCAAGAACAUAAUUCUGGCUGGAGUUGGUUCAGUGACCAUCCAGGACACAGGGACGACCGAAUGGAGCGACCUGUCCUCUCAGUUUUACCUAAAAGAGAGCGACCUGGGGAAGAACCGAGCAAUUUGUUCUGAAAAACAUCUUGCCCGCUUGAAUAGCCAUGUUCGACUUUCCACCCAUACUGAAACUCUAAAUAAGGAGUUUCUGGACAACUUCCAGGUGGUGGUUCUCACAGAUUCAUCAUUUGAAGAGCAGCUUUCAGUGGCUGCAUUCUGCCACUCCAACAACAUCAAAUAUAUUUUGGCUGACACCAAAGGACUUUGUGGACAGUUGUUCUGUGACUUUGGAGAAAAGUUUGUGGUCAAAGACAUUGAUGGGGAACCGCCAAGUGUGUCCAUGAUUGCCAGUGUCUCCAAGGGAAAUCCUGGUAUAGUGACAUGCACAGAUGACCAGGGCACCUUCACCGAUGGCAUGCGUGUUAUCUUCUCUGGGGUUCAGGGCAUGACCGAGCUCAACAGCUGUGCGCCUACUGAAAUCAAAGUGAUAGACAGCUACUCCUUCAGUAUUUGUGACACUUCAAAUUUCUCUGAAUAUGAGAAGUGUGGAGUGGCAACUGAAGUCAAAGAAACGAAGACACUUAGUUUUAUAUCGCUAGAUGCUGCUGUGGAGGAAGUGAUGCGCGAUACUGAGCUGCUGGUGCUCACUAGUUUUGGGAACGUUCAGAGAGCUCGAUCUCUUCACCUGGGCUUUCGAGCACUGCAGGAGUUCAAACAGAAAUACAGUCGACUGCCCAAACCCAGGAACCAGGAGGAUGCUGAGCUACUGCUUGCCAUGGCGAAGCAGCACAGUGCAGCAGCACAGUUUGAUGAGUUAGAUGAGGCAGUCGUGAGGAAACUGUCUCUUUGUGCCAGGGGAAAUUUGGCUCCCAUCAAUGCUUUCAUUGGAGGACUGGCUGCCCAGGAGGUGAUGAAGGCUUGCAGUGGUAAGUUCACGCCGCUCAAACAAUGGCUCUACUUUGACGCUCUGGAGUGCCUUCCUGAUCAGGAGGACAAUGACAAAGGACUGACAGAAGAAGCAUGUGCUCCAAGAAACACUCGCUAUGAUGGUCAGAUUGCUGUGUUCGGCUCUGAUUUCCAAGAGAAACUGACGAAACAGAGAUAUUUUCUAGUGGGUGCUGGUGCCAUUGGCUGUGAGCUUCUGAAAAACUUUGCCCUAAUUGGCCUCGGUGCUGGAGAGGGCGGGCACAUCACGGUGACGGACAUGGAUUCGAUCGAGAGGUCCAAUCUGAAUCGUCAAUUCUUGUUUAGGUCAGAGGAUAUUGGGAAGCAGAAAUCAGAGGUGGCAGCUGAGGCCGUGCGUAAAAUAAAUCCCAGCAUGAAUAUCACACCUCACCAGAACCGUCUGUGUCAGGAGAGCGAGGGCAUCUACACACACCAGUUCUACAGCAGCCUGGAUGGAGUGGCAGCAGCUCUGGAUAAUGUGGAAGCCAGAGUGUAUUUGGAUGAGCGCUGUGUGCAGUACCAAAAACCCAUGUUAGAGGGAGGGACUCUGGGUGGGAAAGGUCAUACUCUGGUGGUGGUUCCACACCUGACUGAAUCGUAUGGACCAGCAUCGACUUCAGGACAGAAAGAUAUUCCACUUUGCACACUGAAGCACUUCCCUCAUCGCAUAGAACACACUCUGCAGUGGGCCAGAGAGCAGUUUGAGGGCCUUUUCAAGCACACACCAGAGAAUGUGAACCAGUAUCUAAGCGAUGAUGAAUUUUGGGCUCGUACCGUUGGCCGAGGGGAAGCCGAGGCCUUCGAGGUGGUGGAGGCAGUGUAUAGAAGUCUGAAGGACAGACCCCAUGACUGGCAGGAUUGUGUGGCUUGGGCUCGUUUGAAGUGGGAGAGCUUUUACAACAACGACAUCGCUCAGCUGCUCUUCUGCUUCCCUCCUGACCAUGUAACUAGUUCAGGUCUGCCUUUCUGGACGGGCGCUAAAAAAUGUCCUCAUCCCUUAACCUUUGACCCUGCCAAUACCACCCAUAUGGAUUUUAUUGCGGCCUCCGCUUACCUAUAUGGGCAGAUUUAUGGGAUCAGUGGGUCAACAGACCGUAAUGACAUGAUGAAGAUCCUGGAAGGAGUGCAUGUGCCUGAGUUCCACCCAAACACCAGUGAGACAAUUGCAGUGACGGACGAGGAACUGGAAAGCAGAGAGGAGAGAAAGGACGUGGACAAAGAUGAGCUACAUGAGCUAAAGCAGAAACUGUCAAGCCUCCAGCCAGACAGCCAAAAGUGUCGGACUUUUCCACUAGAAUUCGAAAAGGAUGAUGACCGUAAUUUCCACAUGGAUUUUAUAGUGGCAGCGUCUAACCUGAGGGCAGAGAAUUAUGAUAUACCAGCAGCAGAUCGGCACAAGAGCAAGCUCAUUGCUGGUCGCAUCAUCCCUGCAAUCGCCACAACCACAGCAGCAACAUCAGGCCUCAUGUGUCUGGAACUGUAUAAGCUAGUGCAGGGUCACCAGCACAUCAGCUCGUUCCGUAAUUCCUUCAUUAACCUGGCAUCCAGUUACUACUUCAUGUUGCAGCCGUGCAAGGAUGCAGGGUUCAAAGUUGCAGGGAAAGAGUACUCCCUUUGGGACAAGCUCCUGGUGCAGGGAAGAAAAGAAGGACAGGAGGAAAUGACAGUGGAAGAGCUGUUGAAAAACGUCAAGGAAAACUAUAACCUGACCAUCACGGGUCUGUAUUAUGGACCUUCCGUGUUGUACUCUGAUCACAUGAACCAUGCAGCUCGACUUAAACAGAGAGUGUCAGAAGUUGUCCAGAUGGCCACCAAGACUGAGAUUCCAGCACACAAGCAGAUGCUGGAGAUCAUGCCAUCUUUCGCUGAGGAUGAGGACUGUGAGAAGGUUCCACCAGUUAGCUAUGUCUUUAGAUGAGGUCAGCAAGAUGGGAGAAGCAAAAUAAAGUCUGCAGUGUUUACUGUCAGCUUUAUCAUAUUGUUCUAACAAAGGAAACCCUGUUCAUUAUCUUCACUCUCUUUAAUUAGCUGUUUACAAAUGUAUGCUCUAAGAUUUGUCUGAAUCUCUCUCUCUCUCUCUCUCUCUCUCUCUCUCUCUCUCUCUCUCUCUCUCUCUCUCUCUCUCUCUCUCUCUCUCUCUCUCUCUCUCUCUCUCUCUCUCUCUCUCUCUCUCUCUUCAAAAUUACAGUGGGGUCCAAAAGUCUGAGACCACACUGAAAAUCUGGGAUUUUUAAAAUGGGAAAUAAAGUAUAUAUUCAGUAUCUUGAUUAUGUAAUAUUUAAGAUUCUGCAAGAUUCUAGGUCCCUGUUCGAAAUCUAAGCAAAUGUGUGAUAUUGACUGCGUUAACUGCUUUGUACAAAAGGUCAGAUUUUCCUCAUGCCUAAUCUCUUCCAUCGAAGCUCGUGUUCAGACGACACUCCGGUGGAAUUGAUAUCAAAUGGAUCCAUAAGGUUUUGCACAAACUUGUGGAGUCCAUGCCAGCUCGAGUGCACACUGUCAUUAAAGCCAAAAAGGGACGUAACGAAUACUAAGAAACUAAAAUUCAGGAAUUUGUCGUGAAGAUUGUUGUAUUGAAUUAGAAAAGAAUGCAAACUUGAAGCGUUCUGUUGCAGAGAGAGCGAGACGGAGAGAGGUUAAUGAUAUAUGUAGAUCCAAUAUUCUCUCUAACAUAAGAUUAUAAGUCAAAGAUAAUCUUAUACAGACAUUAAAAA